Messenger RNA from Colius striatus (speckled mousebird), 1389 nucleotides. RefSeq names its product proteasome activator subunit 3 interacting protein 1 (gene PSME3IP1). The record is from RefSeq and is a predicted model, not a curated record. Gene Ontology annotation, cellular component: nucleus. NCBI's taxonomy places the organism in Eukaryota, Metazoa, Chordata, Aves, Coliiformes, Coliidae. Bases 180 to 938 code for a protein of 252 amino acids. The transcript has 7 exons.
AGGAGGUGGAGGGGCCGCCUAAGGAAGAGCUCGCUCGGUUGGCUCUGGCGGCCGGAAGAGGUGGGGCGAGCGGCGGCGAGCGCAGCGGGGCGGGCCUGUGAGGGGCUUCAAUGGCGGCGCUCGGCGCCGGGUCGCGCCUCUCGCUGUGACGGGCCGGAGGCCGCGGAAGCUGUUCCACAAUGGAUGGGGGAGAUGGUACUGCUGACCUUGUGAUUAACAAGAGGUUCGUGUCUGAAUCAGAGCUAGAGGAGCGGAGAAAGAGGAGGCAAGAGGAGUGGGAAAAGGUCCGGAAACCUGAGGAUCCAAAAGAAUGCCCAGAGGAGGUGUAUGACCCACGCUCCUUGUAUGAAAGGCUUCAGGAACAGAGAGAAAAGAAGCAGCAGGAGUUUGAGGAGCAAUUUAAAUUCAAAAACAUGGUGAGAGGCUUGGAUGAAGACGAGACACAUUUCCUUGAUGAGGUUUCUCGGCAGCAAGAGCUACUAGAAAAGCAACGAAGAGAAGAGGAGCUGAAAGAACUCAAUGAGUACAGAAGCACUCUCACCAAAGUGGGAGUCAGUAUGGACCCAAAGAAGGAAACUGAGAAGAAAUUGCCCAUGAAGUCAGUGGAAAACAAGAACAAAUUCUCUCAGGCAAAGCUGUUGGCAGGAGCUGUGAAACACAGAAGUUCAGAUGGUGGCAACAGCGUGAAGAGGUUGAAACUAGACACUGAUCAUGAUGAAAAGAAUCAAGCCACGGCGCCGUGCUCGGGCAGCAGCCCCGCGGGCCCGGCCGUGCACUGCCCCUCGGCAGCCGUGUGCAUCGGCAUCCUGCCCGGCCUCGGCGCCUACUCGGGCAGCAGCGACUCGGAGUCGAGCUCCGACAGCGAGGGCACCAUCAACUCCACGGGCAAGAUCGUCUCCUCCGUCUUCCGCGGCAACGGCUUCUUCGACGGGCCCUGAGCGGCGUCUGGCCGCGUCCCUGCCCUGCACACAGCCUCUCCCCGUGGCCUCUCGGCUCCACUACACUCUCAUCCUCCUGCAGUAACUCAUUCCAGCCCUUUGGGGUUGUCUUGUUUCCUUCCCUCCCUCUCCACCUGGCCCAGCCCAAAGCAGGGAUCCCCUCUGCUGGUGUGGAGCUGUGAGGGCAGGCAUUGAGAGCUUUAGCUUUUGAAGGUGAUGCGAAGCAAGAGUGAUCUGAGGAGCUGAUCCAAGAGCAACAGGCACCACCAACCCCUCCCCUGAAGCAGUGAAGCCUUGCAGAAGCAGCCAUGUGUUCUGGUUUCAAAUGUCAUUUUUAUCCUGGGUUUGAGAAAUGGGGGCAGAACAACAAUCAGGCAGAUGGUGAAGUGUAGAUUGCCAUGACACUGGAAGGAAGUUUUAGUGUGACAUGAUUAAAGACAUUCUGAAUGCA